AAAUCCACCUUUUGGCAGCAGGUGAGGUCAAAUGCGGAGGGACGGAGCGGAAGAGCUUUGCUGACAGGUGGAGGAAAAAAUAUUUUAGCUUUAAGCUAAAGAGGAGCAAAUGGACGAAAACAAAACGGAGCUGGUCAAAAGUCUCUUAAUAUGGCUGCAGACCUUCAACACUCCUGCACCCUGCCAAACAUUGGAGGAGCUGACCACUGGAGCGGCAAUGUCACAGGCGCUGCAGCAGAUAGACCCUGCGUGGUUCACUGAUGGCUGGCUCAGUCGUAUCAAAUCAGAUGUUGAUGACAACUGGAGGUUAAAGAUGAACAACCUGAAGAAGAUCCUUCAGAUGGUAGUUGACUAUUAUAAUGAGGUCUUGGGCCAGGAAAUCUCAGAUUUUCCUUUACCAGAUGUGUCACUGGUGGCAGAGAAGUCAGACCCCAUUGAAAUGGGGAGGCUGCUGCAGCUUAUCCUGGGCUGUGCCGUCAGAUGUGAGCGCAAACAAGAAUACAUUCGGAUCAUCAUGACCUUGGAGGAGUCUGUGCAGCAUGUUGUUAUGACAGCCAUCCAGGAGCUCAUGAGUAAAGAGACCAAGACCCCAUUUGGAGCAGAGCUGUCAGGGGACUUGGAACAGCAGCUGAAAAAAGCUCUUGAGGACCUCGCUGAUCUUCAGGCAGAGAAGGAAGCGCUAACUCAACGCUGUCAAGAGCUGGACCUACAGGUGGCCGUUCUUCAAGAGGAGCGGAACAGCUUACUGGCUGAGAAUGACGUCCUAACAGACCGAGCUAAUCAGCUGGACACGUUUGAUGACCCAAGCACACCCUCAGGAAGAAAACACAGCCAGUUACAGCAACAGCUGGAGACGCUGCAGGAAGAGAACUUCAGGCUGGAGGCUGCUAAGGAUGACUAUCGGAUUCACUGUGAGGAGUUGGAGAAGCAGCUGAUUGAAGUUCAGCACCGAAAUGAUGAGCUCACCAGCCUGGCAGAGGAAUCACGGGCUCUCAAAGAUGAACUGGAUGUGCUGAGGAACUGCUCAGAUCGGGUGGUGAUGUUGGAGGCUUCGGUGGAAACGUACAAGCGUAAGCUGGAGAAUCUGGGUGAUUUGAAGAGGCAGAUGAAGCUGCUGGAGGAGAACAACAUGACUUACAUGCAAAACACUGUCAGUCUGGAGGAAGAGCUGCGCAAGGCCAACGCUGCCCGUGCACAGCUCGAGACAUACAAGAGACAGGUCCAGGAGCUACACAGGAAGUUGUCUGAGGAGACAAGGCGAGCAGACAACCUGGCUUUUGAGAUGAAGAAGUUGGAGGAGAAGCAUGAAACUGGAAUGAAGGAGAAAGAGAGGAUCAUCAUUGAGAGAGAUUCUCUGAAGGAAAUCAACGAGGAGCUUCGAUGCACUCAGGCCCAGCAGCACCAGCUCUCCCAAGCAGGCAUCCUUCCCUCUAGCAGCCCCAGUCACGAUAACCUGGCAGCUGAGUUGAUGCCCGUUGAGUACAGAGAAAAGUUCAUCCGGCUGCAGCAUGAGAAUAAGAUGUUGAGGGUGCAGCAGGAAGAAUGUGAGCGUGAGAAGAUUGCUGCUCUGCAGGCGCAGCUGGAAGAAGCACACAAGACACGCAGCGAACUGGACACUGAAAACAGAUUGAGCCGAGAGCGGAUCAGUGAGCUGCAGCAGCAGGUUGAGGACCUCCAGAAGGCUUUGCAGAGUCAGGCAUCCAAGCCCGAUGAUUCAAACCUGAAGCGGAAACUUGAUGCACACAUGGUCCAACUGAACGAGGCUCAGGAUGAAAUCAUGAAGAAGAAAGAACUGCUGAAGGACCUUCAGCCCGACAACACUCAGACCUCCCUGAAGGUGGAUGAGCUCAUGGCUGCUCUAAAGAAGAAGGAUGAUGACAUGAGAGCCAUGGAAGAGCGAUACAAGAUGUACCUGGAGAAAGCUCGCAAUGUGAUCCGAGCAUUGGACCCAAAGCUGAAUCCUGCUACUGCUGAGAUCCAGUCUCUGAGGAACCAGUUAGCAGACCGAGACAAGCAGGUUCUCAGUUUGGAACGUCAGUGUGAGCAGGCCAGGCUGAGAGAAUAUGAGGAGAAGCUAAUUGUCACAGCAUGGUAUAACAAGAGUCUGAACUUUCAGAAGUUGGCCAUUGAAUCGCGUCUCGGGGGGCGCACUGGCUCCAUGCUGUCCCCCGGGCAGUCCUUCUUGACGCAGCAGCGGCAAGUCUCAAAUGCCCCUCGCCGGGCGCUUUCAAUCAGCGUGCCUGCCACUACCUCCAAGUAGACCGUGUCACAGAGCCAAAUGUCUCCACUUAUUCAACUAAGGAAAAGUCCAUAGCGCUCUCUCCCAUAAGUGACCUUAAACACAUCUGCUCUCAGCAAGGGGAGGGGGUACGCCGACUGGCAUCAGUGAGCAGCUGCUUCUCAAACCCAACCUGACAGGUCACCCACCUGAGGUUCACGACUACGCAUUAGCCUGAACCCUGAACAUGCAUAGAACAUUAACCCACUGCUAUCUGAAGCAGUGCACAAUGCACCAACACUAGAUUAGACUAAAGCACAUUUCCUGUCUCUGCUUUGCCGUACAGCUCAAUACUUGCUAUAAUCAGUUUAGCCUGGGCUCCUUUAUCUCCCGUCAGGACUGAGAGAAAUGUAAAUGACUGCUUAAUGAUUUUAUUUAGAGUUUGAUCUUACUGUUAUUAAUGAAUGUGAAUGCUAAAGCCAAGUUCUUGUAACUUCAGAUGACUGACGUGUGUACAAGCUGAACAAUCAAAGUAUGCAGUGUCGUCAAACCGCAGCAUCUGAGGAAAAACAGACAGUUUGAAAAGAAAUCCUGUAUCUGGUGCUGGCCACCAACUGCUUUUUGAGCAUCAAACAUCAGCCACUUGAAGUUUUUACUAAAAUGGAACAAAGUAAAGCUGUGAAAAUCCUGAAUCAUAUUAACAGCAAUCAGCCUUUUAAAGUAAAUCCAGGAAAUGUUUUCUAUAUUCCCAGGGAGUAAUGAGACCUCAGUACUGGCAGCAUGCUUGCAGUAAAAACUGACGGGCCUUUCUGUUCACUGAAUAUCUUGAAUCUUAUUGAGCAGUGACUAUCCAAGAGUGUAAUCUAUAAAUUUGUACAGCUGUAAACAUGAUUUUAACACCAGCUUUUGAUCCAGAUGUCAGAAUCAGGUUAGACAUUCAUACAGUACCUUCAAAUUGUAACUUGGAAAAAAAAAAUGUUUGUUACUGUAAGCAGGAUUGUAUCAUGAAUAUGUCUUCAGGCUGUUUAGUAUCAGCAUUGUAGCGGCGCACACUUUGUCUUUCAGAUUGUUGGUUUCUGGCUGCCCGAUGCUACAACGGUUAGAUAAACUUUAAAACUGCAUCCUGUUACCAUCAUUUUUAAUAGAAUUAUUGCUGAUAGCUUUGAUUUAUUUUUCCUUUGCAGUGAAUGAUUCUUGUGGAAUGCUAAUAUUAAAGCAGUGUCACUCGUAAAAAUAGGAAGUGUCAUCAAGUGUAGCACAGCACAGAAACUGUGAGUUGUGUAAUUUGUGUGUAAAUGAAGAAAAGUGUGUGUGUGUGUGGGGGGGGGGGGGGGCGUAAUGA
Archocentrus centrarchus (flier cichlid) is the source of this 3560-nucleotide messenger RNA. RefSeq names its product hook microtubule-tethering protein 1 (gene hook1). Gene Ontology annotation, biological process: cytoplasmic microtubule organization; cytoskeleton-dependent intracellular transport. The coding region runs from base 110 to 2260 and encodes 716 amino acids. The record is from RefSeq and is a predicted model, not a curated record. Gene Ontology annotation, molecular function: dynein light intermediate chain binding; microtubule binding. Lineage: Eukaryota; Metazoa; Chordata; Actinopteri; Cichliformes; Cichlidae. Gene Ontology annotation, cellular component: cytoplasm; centrosome. The transcript is spliced from 22 exons.